AUGAGUGAUUUGGAUAGAGCCAUAUCGCAAUUGCGAGCUUGUCGACCUAUCCCCGAAGCAGAAGUUCGAGAAUUAUGUCAUAAGGCAAGAGAAUUGUUGAUAGAGGAGGGGAAUGUGGUCACAGUAACAGCGCCAGUUACGAUAUGUGGUGAUAUUCAUGGGCAAUUUCAUGAUCUUAUGGAAUUAUUCAGGGUGGGGGGUGAUGUACCUGAUACGAAUUAUCUAUUUAUGGGUGAUUUUGUCGAUCGCGGUUUCUAUUCAUUAGAAUCUUUCCUCCUCCUACUCUGCCUCAAAGUACGAUAUCCAGAUCGAAUGACCUUGAUCCGGGGUAAUCACGAAUCUAGACAAAUUACGACUGUAUACGGAUUUUACGAUGAAUGUUUACGAAAGUACGGAAGCGCAAAUGUAUGGAGAUACUGUUGCGAAGUAUUUGAUUAUCUUGCUCUCGGCGCAAUUGUGCUUGGAGCAUCCAGCAGUCUACAACCUACAUCUAUGCCAAACGGUGAACACAGCGCCACUUCGACGCAAGAAUUUAACGACGAGGAUGUUGAGAUUGAGAUAUUGAAUGUAGAUGGAAGUAUUAUGAACAAAUUCCUGCGAAAUAGAGAAAGGAUCAACAAGAGAAAGCAAUCCUUGGAUUUAGAACUGAGUUCAUCAGAAAAGGGUUCCCCAAGUCCCCAAAGCAAAUUCUCCAGCAUCAACGGCCCUCCCGGUUCAGGAGCAUCAGGAUACAGCGGGGGUAGUUCAGGCAAUUCCUCGGGCGCCGUAUUCUGCGUGCACGGAGGACUCUCCCCCCUCAUCCAAGCCGUCGAUAAAAUCCGCCUCCUAGACCGCAAACAAGAAGUCCCCCACGAAGGCGCCAUGUGCGAUCUCCUCUGGUCGGACCCCGACGAAAUCGACGGUUGGGGUCUCUCCCCCCGCGGCGCCGGUUUCCUCUUCGGAGCCGACAUUGUCAAGAUGUUCAACUACACCAAUGAUCUCUCGAUGAUCGCUCGCGCCCAUCAAUUAGUAAUGGAAGGGUUCAAGGAAACUUUCGACCACAGUAUCGUGACCGUCUGGUCAGCGCCAAAUUACUGCUACAGAUGUGGAAAUGUAGCGGCAAUUAUGGAGCUGGGAGAGGAUGGUACUGGAAAUGGUAUUAUGGCGAGGAGUAAUGGCGAAGUUAGUAGAGGGAAUGGGGCUAAUGCGCCGCUGUUGGAGGGGCACGUGGCGUUGAGUGGACCGGCGAGGAGAUAUAGGGUUUUUCAUGCGGCGCCGCAGGAUUCGAGGGGGAUGCCGGCGAAGAAACCGGUGGCGGAUUAUUUUUUGUGA
Molecule: messenger RNA, 1311 nt
Organism: Sclerotinia borealis F-4128
Lineage: Eukaryota; Fungi; Ascomycota; Leotiomycetes; Helotiales; Sclerotiniaceae
Source: the annotation of a GenBank genome assembly